This is a messenger RNA of Arvicola amphibius (Eurasian water vole), 1056 nucleotides long. RefSeq names its product olfactory receptor 10AC1-like. The record is from RefSeq and is a predicted model, not a curated record. Bases 1 to 1056 code for a protein of 351 amino acids. Gene Ontology annotation, cellular component: membrane. Gene Ontology annotation, molecular function: olfactory receptor activity; G protein-coupled receptor activity. Gene Ontology annotation, biological process: G protein-coupled receptor signaling pathway. The transcript is spliced from 2 exons. NCBI's taxonomy places the organism in Eukaryota, Metazoa, Chordata, Mammalia, Rodentia, Cricetidae.
AUGGUGGGCGGCGAUGGUGGUGAUGGUGAAGAUGAUGAUGGGGAUAUGAAGGGGUGUGAAAGCAUGGAGAGCCCCAACACGAGCCACUGGUCUGAGCCCAACUGGACGGCACCGCAGGAAUUUGUCAUCCUAGGUUUCUCGGGGUGGCCCCCGGGCCUCCGCGUGCUGCUCUUCUCUCUCCUCUUGCCGCUCUACUUGGCCACCCUGGCUGGGAACCUGCUCAUUCUGGGCCUGGCCCUGGCAGAACCCACUCUGCACACACCCAUGUACUUCUUCUUAGGUUCCCUGUCUGCAGUUGAGGUGGCCUACACCCUGGUACUCACCCCACGGAUGCUGGCUGGGUUUCUCCUGCCUCCCGGUGGCCAGGCGGUGGCGCCUUCUACCUGCGCGGCCCAAAUGGGUCUCUUCGUGGCUCUGGGUGGCUCUGAGUGCCUGCUGCUGGCAGCCAUGGCCUUGGACCGCUACCUGGCUAUCUGCCGCCCUCUCUACUACCCUCAGCUCAUGACCACUGGGCUCUGCUGGGCCCUUCUAGCUUCCUGUUGUGUGGGUGGCUCUGUCCUAGCCUUAGGUCUCACCACUGUUAUAUUCCAGCUGCCCUUCUGCCACGGCGGCCUCGUCAAUCACGUCUUCUGUGACCUCCCAGCUGUGUUGGUUCUGGCCUGUGGGAACCGGGACCUUCAGGAACACGCGUUACUGGCAGCCUGCAUGCUUCUGCUGGUGCUGCCCCUAAUCCUUAUCUUAAUGUCCUACACCAGGGUACUGGUGGUCAUCCUGGGGGUGGGGGAUGGUGCUGGCCGCCGCAAGGCCUUCAACACGGUGGCGUCCCAUCUCACGGUGGCUGUCCUCCACUAUGGCUGUGCCACAGCCAUGUACGCCAGACCCCUGAGAAGCCGCUCCCUGGAGGAAGAUAAGCUCGUGUCCCUCAUUUACAUAAACCUCACACCGCUCUUGUACCCAGCCAUCUACACACUGCGCAACCGGGACAUGCAGGGCGCCCUCCAACGGGUAGUCAGCCAGAGGACGAUGGGGGCGGUCCAGCAAGCUGAUCCGGCCUAA